UCUGCCUUACGGUUCGCACACAUUGUGGUCGGUUCACAUUUUGUUGAUUCCACCUGGGAGCAGACGGGUCGCACCUGAAAGCGGAGCACGAUCCGCCUCCACUUUUCGCUGUUGGACGUUAAUGAAAAACCGCGCAGCGGCGGAGUGAAUCAUUUCCCUGACAACUCGAGCGACACUUCGCUGACCCGAGAAGAGCUGACAUGACGAGCUGAACCGCCCCUCCGUCCCGGGUCCCCUGCAGGUGUUCCGAGUGUCCCUUCGCCGUUCCACUUCACCUGGACACGUCGGACUGGAAGCAUGCUGGGAGCGGAGAGCCGGCUGGAAAGCCAGCUGAAAAAGCUGGACUCGCUGAUGAGGAACCCGCAGUCAGCCCUGAACCUGGAAACCCUGCUGGACUCCAUGAACGCGCUGGCUCAUGAUCUGAACUAUCCUGCCCUGAGGAGAAACAAAAACAUAGAGGCCUUUCUCAAUCGACAUGAAAAGACGGUGAGUCAGCUGCGAGAGCUGCAGGUGAAGCUGGACGACUUUGAAAAAGUGAAGCUGAUCGGGAGAGGAGCCUUCGGAGAAGUGCAGCUGGUCCGUCACAAGGCCUCGCAGAAGGUGUACGCCAUGAAGCAGCUCACCAAGUUUGAGAUGAUCAAGCAGUCUGACUCCGCCUUCUUCUGGGAGGAGAGGCACAUCAUGGCCUUUUCUAACAGUCCCUGGGUCGUGCAGCUGUGCUGUGCUUUCCAAGAUGCCCGGCACCUCUACAUGGUGAUGGAGUUCAUGCCUGGAGGCGACCUGGUCACGCUCACCAUGAACUACGACAUUCCUGAGAAGUGGGCUCGCUUCUACAUAGCCGAGGUGGUGCUCGCCCUGAACACCAUCCACUCCAUGGGCUUCAUCCAUCGGGACGUCAAACCCGACAACAUGCUGCUCGACCAGCACGGACACCUCAAACUAGCCGACUUCGGCACAUGCAUGAAGAUGGACUCGACGGGCAUGGUGCAUUGUGACACAGCCGUGGGCACGCCGGACUACAUCUCCCCCGAAGUGCUUCGCUCUCAGGGCGGGGAUGGGUCCUACGGCCGCGAGUGCGACUGGUGGUCCGUAGGAGUCUUUAUCUAUGAGCUGCUUGUUGGUGAAACGCCCUUCUAUGCCGAGUCCCUGGUUGGAACUUACGGGAAGAUCAUGAACCACAACAACACACUGGUCUUUCCAGAUGACGUGGAGAUGUCUCAGAAUGCCAAAGACCUCAUCUGUGCUUUUCUCACGGACAGGAAGGUUCGUCUGGGCCGCGCCGGAGUGGAUGAGAUCAAAUGCCAUCCUUUCUUCAAGAACGACCAGUGGACAUUUGACAACAUCCGUCAGACUGUGGCUCCGGUUGUGCCUGAGCUGAAAGGCGACAUAGACACCAGUAACUUUGACGACAUAGAGGACGAUAAGAGAGAUGCUGAGCCCUUCCCUCCUCCCAACGCCUUUGUCGGCAGCCAGCUUCCAUUCAUCGGCUUCACGUACUUCAAGGAGGAUCAGCUUCUGAAGGGAAGCAACAACGUCUCUGUGCAGGACAGCAAGGAAAACUUGAAGAAUAAUUGCUCGGAGAGUAAGAAAGAGACAGAGGUCUAUUUAUCGGAGCAGCUGCAGAAAAAGCUUCAUCAGCUGGAGGAGCAGGUCGACCAUGAGAUGCAGGCCAAAGAUGAGCUGGAGCAGAAGUACAAAAAUGCCACCAACCGUUUAGACAAGCUGGUCAAGGAAUUCGACAAGGAGAUGAGUAGCAGGCAGAAAGUCGAGGCCUCCCUGAGGCAGCUGGAGAGAGAGAAAGCCCUCCUGCAGCAUCAGAGCGCCGAGAACCUGCGCAAAGUGGAGAUCGAAUCGGACAGAAAACGCAGCCUGGAGAACGAAUUAAACAAUAUGAAGGACCAGCUGGAAGAUCUAAGGAAGAGGAACCAAAAUUCCCAGAUCUCUAAUGAGAAAAUCAUCCAGCUGCAGAGACAACUCGAGGAGGCCGACGGCGCCCUGCGGGCUGAGCAGGAGGCGUCGGCGCGGCUGAAGAGGGGUCAGGCAGAGGCGCAGAAAGAGGCUCAGGGCCUGGAUGUCAGCCUCAGAGAUGUGCAGGAGAAGUGCAGCCAGCUCGAAAAGAGCAAGAUGGAGCUGGAGAAGCAGCUGACGGUGCUGCAGGCCGAGCUGCAGGAGGAGCGAAGAGACCGUGACCUCCGGACAGAAACUGUUAGUGACCUGCAGGGACGUAUCUGUGGCCUGGAAGAAGAGGUGAAGGAAGUGAAGUCUUGUCUCUCAAAGGUCCAUACUGAAAAGAACCAGCUACAUGAGAAGCUUAAUGACCUGGAAAAGGAGAAGAGCAACCAUGAGAUUGACUUGACAUUCAAGCUGAAGUCGCUCCAGCAGAGUCUGGAGCAAGAAGAGGCCGAACACAAGGCCACCAAAGCCAAGCUCGCGGAUAAAAACCGAAUCUACCAGACAAUCGAGGAGGCCAAGUCUGAGGCCUUAAAAGAGAUGGAGAUCAACCUGCAGGAGGAGCGCUGCACGAGGCUGCAGAUGGAGGGAAAGCUGCUGCAACAGGAGAAGGCCCUCUCCAUGCUGGACUGCGACUACAAGCAGGCGCAGCAGAAACUGGAGGAGCUUCAGGCACAGAAGGAAAAACUUUCUGAAGAGGUAAAGAGCCUGUGUGUGCUUCUGGAGCAGGAGAUCCACAAGCGCAACACCAACCAGAUCGACCUGAAGAUGCAGAACCAGCAGGUGCUGCUGCUCUGCUCCUCAGAGAAACAGCUCAAACAGGAGCUCAACCACCUGCUGGACAUGAAGCAAGUCCUGGAGAAACAGAACCUAGAUCUGCGCAGGGAGAAGCAGGAGGCUGGUGGCCAGCUGAAGGAACUGAAGGACCAACUGGAGGCUGAGCAGUAUUUCACAACCCUUUACAAGACGCAGAUCCGUGAGCUGAAGGACGAGUGUGAUGAGAGGAAUAAGUUGUACAAAGGGACGCAGCUUCAACUGGCAGUAUAUCAGGAAGAGAGGGAUUCCCUCACAGCCCAGCUGGAGGCCAGUUUGACCAAAGCGGACUCGGAGCAGCUCGCUCGCUCCAUCGCUGAGGAACAGUACUCCGAUCUGGAGAAGGAGAAGAUCAUGAAGGAACUGGAGAUCAAAGACAUGAUGGCAAGACACCGACAGGAGCUCGGCGACAAGGAGGCCACCAUCAACUCGCUGGAAGAGUCCAAUCGCACGCUGACGGUGGAUGCGGCCAACCUGGCCAGCGAGAAAGAGGAGCUCAACAACCAGCUGAAAAACAUGCAGCAACAGCUCCAGAAAGCCAGGGAUGAGGAGAGGCAGAUGAACUCACUCCAACUGUCCUUUGAAAAGCAGCUGCAGAAUGAAAGGACGCUCAAAAUUCAGGCCAUCAACAAGUUGGCCGAGGUGAUGAACCGGAGGGACACGGUGCGAGGAGGCCACCGGACCAUUGACACCGAGGUGCACAGGAAGGAGAAGGAGAACAGGAAGCUGCAGCUGGAGCUGAGGACGGAGAAGGAGAAGUUCAACAGCGCCGUCAUCAAGUACCAGCGGGAGCUGACGGACAUGCAGGCGCUGAUUGCAGAGGAGAACCAGGUGCGUCUGGAUCUCCAGAUGACGUUGGCCAGCAAAGACAGCGACAUUGAGCAGCUGCGAUGCCAGAUCACCUCCCUCAGCGUCCACUCCCUGGACUCCACUAGCAUCAGCAGUGGCAACGACCUGGACAUGGGCGAAGGAUACCCAGUGCGCAUUACUCACUCUCACACCUCCGAAUCAAUGUCCUUCACCUACCAGCGCACACACCAAUCUGUCCGCAUCGACACCCGGCCCCGCCUUCACUCUGCUCACAGUCCCUUCGACUCCGAGGACGAGGACGAGCGUCCCCCGGCCCUCCCUCUCGAGCAGCCCCCUGUGGCUGAACCUGCAGACGCGAGGCUCGAGGGCUGGAUUUCACUUCCUACCAAGAACACAAAGCGCUUCGGCUGGGACAAAAAAUAUGUAGUUGUGAGCAGCAGGAAGAUUCUGUUCUACAACAGCGAUCUGGACCGAGAGCAGGCCAUCCCCUUCAUGACCCUGGACAUCGAUAAGCUGUUUCAUGUCCGACCUGUCACUCAAACUGAUGUCUACCGUGCAGAUGCCAAAGAGAUUCCAAGGAUAUUCCAGAUCCUUUAUGCCAAUGAAGGAGAGAUUAAACGUGAACAGGAGCUCGUAACGGAGCCGGCGGUGUAUGGCGAGCGUCCAGCCUACAUCAGCCACAAAGGUCAUGAGUUCAUCCUCACCCUGUACCACUUCCCGUCCAGCUGUGAGGCGUGCACUCGGCCGCUGUGGAACGUGUUCAAGCCCCCGCCGGCCCUCGAGUGCCGCCGCUGCCACACCAAGUGCCACAAAGAUCACUUGGACCGAAAGGAGGAGGUCAUUGUUCCGUGCAAGGUGAACUACGACAUGUCCACUGCCAAAGAGCUGCUUCUGCUGACCAACUCUCAGGAAGAGCAGCAGCGCUGGGUCAGCCACCUGCUCAAACGCAUCCCCAGGAAACACCCGACCUUGAGUCCCCCCUCUGCAGCGCGGAACAACCUCCCGGAACCGACGUCACGCUCCUCCCCGCGACUCUCCCCCCGGGCCUCGCCCAAGGGGUCGCCUCAUUUGUCCUCGAAACGCGGGGCCAUCAAGAUUCAGUCCACCAGGCAGCAGCCACAGCCGCAGCCGCUGCCGGAGAAAACCAGAUUGCUUGAGUUUGGCCUCAAAGACUGGAGUUGGCCGUUCGAUGAAGGCGAUAAUGAUGAUGAUGAUGAUGAUGAUGAUAUGUUCUGACGGAAGUAAAAGAGGGGGUAUGGAGGGUAACUGGACCCCUACGUUUGAUGGCUGGCUGAUCAAAGAUGUGUCUUUUCAUCCUUGUGGAUUAAUGAAUGCUGUCUGGAACCAGUGCCUUCAUGUGUUACUGCUUUUAAAAAAAAAAAAAAAAAAAACACUAACCAUGGACCGAAACAUUAAUGGAAACUUGCAGUCAAAAACUGGUGCUGCCUCGGUCAUUUUAAGAAGAAACUGAGUAUUCAUAUUAGAGGGAGACUUAAUCCAAACGACAAUAACACUACACUGUGAUUAAAACUGCCUUGUUG
Molecule: messenger RNA, 5114 nt
Organism: Pungitius pungitius (ninespine stickleback)
Lineage: Eukaryota; Metazoa; Chordata; Actinopteri; Perciformes; Gasterosteidae
Product: rho-associated protein kinase 2-like
Exons: 34
Coding region: 298-4809 (1503 amino acids)
Biological process (GO): cortical actin cytoskeleton organization; positive regulation of centrosome duplication; peptidyl-threonine phosphorylation
Cellular component (GO): centrosome; cytoskeleton; cytoplasm
Molecular function (GO): ATP binding; small GTPase binding; Rho-dependent protein serine/threonine kinase activity
Source: RefSeq, a predicted model, not a curated record